Molecule: messenger RNA, 555 nt
Organism: Ostrinia furnacalis (Asian corn borer)
Lineage: Eukaryota; Metazoa; Arthropoda; Insecta; Lepidoptera; Crambidae
Exons: 2
Coding region: 1-555 (184 amino acids)
Source: RefSeq, a predicted model, not a curated record
AUGUUAGUUGUUACUGGCGAUGCAAUUGAACCGAAUGGCGAGACUCAAAACCUUUAUCGAUACAUUUUUGAUUUCCAGUUACACUUAAUAUCAGCACAAUUCCCGCAACACAUCGACCUCCAAAAGGUCGGAGAAGUCAAAUUUAACCAUGAAAAAUACAACGUUCUAAGGCCAACAUUGCACAAAGUCGAAGACUAUUUCCGCAACUUUAUGAUGAGACGUGACAGUACUGAUUUUCCGACAAAACGGGUGUUUAUUGACCAUAAUGGCUUCCGACAUUAUUGGAGUGGUUUUGAAGAAGUCGAAAAGAAUUUGAGAAAGUCAGAAACACCAUCUGAUGUGAAGAAUGACACAGAAAUUGUUACAGCAACAAAUAGAAAUGUUAGUAAACAAAACAGCACAGUUACUAAAAGGCUGCCCAAAAGAAGAAAGAGGCUUAAGUCUAUACCAAGUACUAAUAUUUUGAGAGCGUCAAAUGGUACUCGAACUAUCGCGAAAACGUCAUUCUUUUGCCCGUUCUUUGGAGUUGUAACUAUGACUACUUUUUUGGACUAA